ACGUGCGCGGAGAACCGUAAGAUGGGGAACGAGUACGACAUCUCUGCGUUUAUUAUCCCGCCGCCUCCUCCACCCUCGGACGAGAAGGACAACAGGUCGUUCGACAUUAUACGGAGCCAAAGAAGGAAUCAGUAGGAUGGUGUGCGAGGACAACAGCGACAUGGAGGUCGGGGAGAAGGACCACGACAUGGGCGAGGUGCACGUCAGCUCAGAGACGAUGGCCAAGCGUGCCAACCUAGCGGGGAAGGUCGCAUCUCUGCAGAGGCGCUUCGAAGUUCCUCCCAGGACUGCCUACGGUAGUCUGCCUACCUCAAGUGCCUCCGUAGACAAUCGUCAGUUGCUACCGAGAUCAAAUAAUUCUAAUGUAGGACAUGAACUGCAUGCCAAAUUGGCACAGGCAUUAGAGGAAAAUGAUAAGAUGUUCAAAGGUUUCGACACUCAACAAAUGACGAGUGCCAAAAAUACCGGCGGAAGUCGGGAGAGCGGCGACUCCAAGCAUCCGUCGGUCACGGCCAGAGUACGAACCUUCAGCUCUGGGGGAAACUGGACCGCCUCUUCUCUUCAGCGCCAAAAGACCGUGCCAACCAGUAAGGCAGAGGGAAAAUAGGAGGACUCUCCACCUCCCCCUCCUCCACGAACGCCCAUCACACGAACCGGCACUCUGACUAACCCAAAGAAAUCCAAGCCUUCUCGUCCCUCGUCAAAAAUCCAGAGAAGUAUAUCUAUGAGCACAGGUAACCUCUCCAAGUCUGCCUCUCAAGACGACAUGACGAGUCACGCCAGUUACAUCACCAUCCUGAAGUCGAGCACCAAAGCCUCGGCCUCCAGCGAAGACGUCAGCCAAGCCAAAGCCUCCCCGGGGUCCCCCUCCAAACAAAGGGUAGCCUCCAGUAACGAUUCUCUCGCGUCGUCCUCCAGUGAAUUCCUCUACUGAAGAAUUACUCUUAAAAUUUUCAAUAAAUCUCUAAACAUCAUUAAUGAACUACAGCUCAGCCAGU
Homarus americanus (American lobster) is the source of this 998-nucleotide messenger RNA. RefSeq lists its product as uncharacterized. NCBI's taxonomy places the organism in Eukaryota, Metazoa, Arthropoda, Malacostraca, Decapoda, Nephropidae. The record is from RefSeq and is a predicted model, not a curated record. Bases 137 to 607 code for a protein of 156 amino acids. The transcript is spliced from 2 exons.